UAUUCUAAUUUCUGUCUUUGUACAUUUCUCUAGAAUCUUUCUCUGUUUUUCUCUGUGACGGCGUGGAGGGGUUUGUCAGAACGACUGUAGUUAUAGAGAAAGUCACUUGUAUGUGGGAACAGAAUGGAGCACACCUUGUUCAGUUUGCUACUAUUGCUGAGUACACACAUCUACUCUGGACAUUCUGACGAUGACGAUGGACCGGCAAAGGCUGUUCUGACCAAACAACCCAAAUCCUCCCAGAUAUUCAGUGGAGAAUCUGUCACUCUCAGAUGUAACAUACAGAGGGGAGAAGUCACUGACUGGAAAUACACAUGGCGCAAGGAUGGUGUAGACUUCCUUAGUAGGAAGCAUGAAUAUGAGAUCAGUGAGGUUAAGACUUCAGACAGUGGUGACUACAGGUGUCUGGGUACACAUGUUGAUCAGAAGAAGCAUUCUAAGUGGAGUGAUAUAGUCAGACUGACAGUGACAGCUCUUCCUGAAACUACACUGACCGUAUAUCUAAACCCUGCAUACACUGGAGAGACAGUAACUCUGACAUGUUCAGUCGGCAGUGGCUGGAGCUAUAAAUGGUACAAAGACAACACUAAGAAAGUAGUGACCUUGUCUGGCAGACACACUACAACAGGAACCAACUUCACCAUCAGGAGAGCUGCUGAUUCUGACCAGGGUUUUUACUGGUGUCAGGGAGAGAUCCAGUCCAGAUCCAUAUCAUCCAUCAUCAGUGAUCCUGUCACAAUCACUGUGAAAGCCCUGCCCAAAGCUACACUCAACAUAACACCAAACCCUGCAUACACUGGAGAGACAGUAACUCUGACGUGUUCAGUGGGGUCUGACAGUGGCUGGAGCUAUAAAUGGUACAAAGGCAACGCUAAGAAAGUAGUGACCUUGUCUGGCAGACACUCUACAACAGGAGCCACCUUCACCAUCAGUAGAGCUACUGAGUCUGACCAGGGUCUCUACUGGUGUCAGGGAGAGAUCCAGUCCAGAUCCAUAUCAUCAAUCAUCAGUGAUCCUGUCACUAUCACUGUGAAAGAGAGACCUGCGGCUGUUCUGACCCUCCAACCCAACUGGCCCCAGAUUUUCAGUGGAGAGACUGUCACUCUCAGAUGUGACAUACAGGGGGGAGAAGAGAUUGAUUAUGCUUUUUAUAACAGUGGGAUGUCGGUCUCCACCAAAACAGAGCCUGAGUACAGAAUCAGUCCUGCAAAGAAUGGUCUAUAUACCUGUGAAGGUCUUCAGAAAAGAAAUGGCUUAAAACACUCCCAGACAAGUAAUGUUAUACAAUUAACUGUGUUAGAUCAACCCCAAGCUGUCCUAAGUGUCUCUCCUCAGUGGCUGAACCCUGGAGACUCAGUUACUCUGAGCUGUGGGUUUAAAGAGUCAUCUACAGGCUGGAGGAUCUUCUGGUACCGAACUGUUCCCUACACAGCUGGGUUACUCUCCCUGUCAGAUAGGUCCUACUCUGUAGAGCCUCUAUCUGGCAAGGGGACUAGUGAAGACUCCUACACUCUGAUCCCUGCUGGUUCUAGUCACACAGGAGGAUAUGUGUGUAGAGCUGGAAGAGGAGACCCAGUUUAUGACACACUCUACAGUAAACCUCAGUUUCUCUGGUCAGGAGAGCCGCAACCUUCAGUGUCUCUCAAAAUGAGACCUAACAGAACUCAACACUUUACAUCAAAGUCUCUCUCACUAAGCUGUGAGGAGAAGAGGAAUUCUACUGGAUGGAAACUGAAGAGAUACAGAGAGAAAGCAGUGGAGUCAGGAUGUGACUCUAACUGGGGAUCAAUAGCAGGAUCCACAUGUACCAUCAGAUCCACAUGUAAAAAGGACAGUGGAGUUUACUGGUGUGAGUCUGGAUCAGGAGAGUACAGUAAUGCUGUCAACAUCACAGUGGCUGUUGGCCCUCUGAUCCUGGAGAGCCCUGCCUAUCCCAUAACUGAGGGAGACUCUGUCACUCUGCGCUGUACAAAUAGAUAUCAGGAAACAAACCCGAACCCCAAGGUUGAUUUCUACAAAGAUGGAGUACUCAUCAGGAAUGAGACCACAGGAGAAAUGACCAUCCCUGCAGUAUCCAAGUCAGAUGAAGGCUUCUAUAAGUGUACAUUUAAUGAAGAAGAAUCACCAAAGAGCUGGGUGAGAGUGAGAGGCGUAACUCCUGGACCCUCUACAUCAGUCCCAGUAGGAGUGGUUGUGGGCCUGGUUGUUGCUGGUGUUCUACUGACCAUUCUCCUGGUACUGCUGUGUCGAUAUAAAAAUGCCAAAGAUUCCUGUUGCAACAGGACAUUCUCGCUCCCCCAGCCCCAGAGCACCAACCAACAGGACCACGAAUCUACCCAGGGACGGGCUCCUGAUCCUGGGUAUACACAUUUGCAGCAUGAUGCUGGUGCUGCUGCUGCUGGACCAAGUGAUGUGAUGUACGCCCAGAUUCAACUCAAAGAGUUGGACAAGAAAAAUAAAAAAAUGCCAGCUGAUCCAAAAGAAAAUCCAGUCUAUUCUGAGGUCAAGACAGGGAAGACCACAGCUUAAACAGAAGGCCAAAGCCAAAGAAGAAAGGUGUGGGUUUCCUCUGAUCAUCAACAAGAGAGUGGGGGCCUCUGUAGAUCUUCUGGCAGGCUUAAAUAGGGGGCAUUUCAAAUCAUUGGAGUGGAAGUAUAGGGCUGUCACACCCUGAUCUGUUUCACCUGUCUUAGUGCUCGUCUCCACCCCCUACCAGGUGUUUCCCAGCUCCCCUCAUUAUCCUCUGUGUAUUUAUACCUGUGUUCUCUGUUUGUCUGUUGCCAGUUUGUUUUGUUCAUCAAGCCUACCAGCGUUUGUCCCCUUACUCCUGUCUAUUUCUAGUUCCUGUUUUCUAGUUUUCCCCUUUUGACCAUUCUGCCUACCCUGACCCUGAGCCUGUCUGCCGUCCUGUACCUUGUCCCACCACAUUAGAUUACUGACCUUUGCAUGCCCUGAGACCCUGAGACUUUCUGCCGUUCUGUACCUUUUGGACUCUGAUCUGGAUUACUGACUUCUGCCUGCACUUGACCUGUCAUUUUGCCUGCCCCCUGUUCUAGUAAUAAACUUGUGUUACUUUGACACUGUCUGCAUCUGGGUCUUCCCUAAUACGUGAUAAUACGAACUGGCCAUGACCAACCCAGCAGACAGACCAGCUCCACAAUGCUGUCUCCCUGCAAGGAGCCACCAUUGGACGACACGAGGAGUUGCUGCAAUGUCUUAUACCCUGGCAGAACACCAUGACCAAGUGUUCAAGACUUUGCUGGAGCAAUUCCGCUGAUUCCCCACUGGGCAGCGGGUCACACUCUUCAUUUCUCAACCUAUCCCAGUGUUCCGAGAAUCCUACUUACCUCCUCCGGAGCGCUACACUGGAGAUUCCGGGAACCUGCAGGGUUUUUCCCUCCCAGUGCUCCCUCAUUUUCGGGUUGCAGCCUUCUUCACUCCCCUCAGACCACUCGAGGAUAGCGUACAUCAUAACGCUGAUGUCCGGGAGGGCACUCGCCUGGGCUACGGCGGUGUGGGAGCUACAGGCCACCGUCUGCCUCAGGCUAGAGGGGUUCGUGGCAGAAGUUCGGAAGGUGUUUGAUUCUCAGUUGUCCGGGAAAAAGUGGCUACUCAUAAGCUGUUCCAGCUACGUCAAGACUCCCGUAGUGCUAAUACACUAAAAUCCAACAGCGUUCGAAUAUCUUAUUGUUUUUCUUCUAAUGGCUUACCUUCCGGGACUCACCCUAUUCUUAUAGUAGUCCCAUGAACUAAUCCAUUCGGGAUUUACCCCCUAGGAUUUACCCUACAGGUACCAACCUUUUUGGGCUUACCUUCCGGGGCAUACCAUAUACUUUAUGGUACUAGCAGGAACCAACCUAAUCGGGAUUUACCCCCUAGGACUCAUCCUCUACAGGUAUCAACCUGUUCGGGUUUAUCUUUCGGGACUUACCAUAUACCACAAAGCUACGACCGGAUGUAAUACAAUGGGACUAAUCUUAGGACUAAGCUUAUGCUUUCUAGGUCCGUAUCCUAUAAGUGGUUCAGCCUACAACUGUCAUCUCCUCAAGAUGUUAGAAUUGGUGAUAACAGGUGUAGGAAGUGUGCCUACCUUAUUUCUGGUGCCGGCUCCUGUUUCACUGAUUCGGAAUCUCUAGUUCGAACGCUCAUCGCUGUGUACCCUGCUCACAGUGCCGUUGGGUUCUAAUUUUCAGAGUAAAAACUCAACGGACACUAUGAAAGCAUAACCAAGUAUAUUCUUCCCAGAGGAUCAACACAACUGCAUUAGACAAAAAAAAAACAUUUUCACACAAGCACGGAUGUUUUACCCUUCCUCCUAGGUUGAGUCUCCUCCCACCCAUCUGAGCAAACAUUGUGUCUUUACUGCUAGGCAGGAAACUAAGUACUACAGCCAUAAACGUUUCUUUAUCCCUUAACGUGACCUGACCUGACCUCGACCCCCUUCAUCACUAAUCCAUGGCCCUCUCCCCUUAUCAAUGACUGCCACAUGUGAUCCCUUUCCCUGCACGCAGGACAUUACAAACGUAAUAGCACCCACUAUAUACCUUCCUCCCACAGAUAACCAUUAACUUCUGGCGUCUAACCCUAAGCACUCAAUAUUUCAAUAGGAUCCCUGAUAUAAUGUCAGCGUUAUACAUGACCUUCUCUCCCUCAGUGACAUGAAUAAGUAUGUUUCAUGUUCCCAGAACCCAACAGUAUAUAUCAUAAAGGCUUUGAGGGCUUAGAGAAUUAUGUUCUCAAUGUUCAUAAGCCAACUCAAUUAAACUACUCAAGUCUGCUAAAUCAGGAUUUGUAAGAUACUGAUUGAAAUGGAACAGACGGAGGCCCAGCUAAAAUAGUCAAUACGGUUUAUUCACGAGAGCGCUGGUCUGUUGUACAAAACAAUUCAUUUUAUACUGGCUUCUCACGCACACCCAUUCACACUAACAUACGCACACACACACACCCAUUCACACUAACAUACGCACACACAUUCACACUAACAUACACACACACACACACAUUCACACUAACAUACACACACACACCCAUUCACACUAACAUACGCACACACAUUCACACAAACAUACACACACACAUUCACACUAACAUACGCACACACAUUCACACUAACAUACACAUCCUGCUACCCAGCCGACAAAGAUUAGGGGAAGCCGUGAGACUUACUCCCCAUCCUCCCUCAAAAUAGGGAGACCCUGGGAAGUACUCUCAGAGCCCCCAGCCAAGGUCGGCACCGAAUCUUGCUCUGUUUUUAAGAUACUAUAAUAGACAUAUUGUGCAGACUAUUGUUAUACAUGAUUCUAAUCAAUUUCAUACGAUUGUAUGGCUUCAGGGUGGAAUAUUCUAGUCAUCCAUCCACACCCUAACACCCUGACCUGAAACUCCAGGUUUAUAGGCCACAUCACGCCUGCAAGUCUCGUAAUGCUGGCUUGCAAAGUGAUAUGUAAUUCCUGUUGGAUUCAGCAAAAGUUAUCCAACAAUUGGAACAUUUAAUCACACGCAACCUGCAUUUAGAAUGACUGCUGGGGUAGGGAAGAUUGAUUAGAGACUGCCUAAAUCAUAUGAACUGGAACAACCAUAUCAGUAAUAUGUGAAAUAACACCAACUACUAAAAGAUUGGAUUAGUUUAGAAACAUUUAUGUUAUUUAUGUUUAUGUAGAAUAAUAUUAGAAUAAUAUCAAUCGACCAAUCGAAGUACAUGCAAAUACACAGGUAUUGAAACAAAGCAUUUUGAAAAUCAACCAGCAAGAGAUCAUGCUGGAGUAAUGAUGAUGAUAUUGAUUGGCAUGAUUAUGAGUUGUUUUGAGUAAACAUGAAUUUGUAAUUUUACUCAACAAGCUUGUUCAAACACAACUGACUUCAAGCAGAGUUUGUUGAUUAAAGACACUAACACAUUGGCUCAAAUUUUUGUCCUUUUUAAGUCCACUCAACUUGCAUAAUAACACUAAUUAAGCAAUUGCUAUCUUCAGUUUCUUGGCAAUUUCUCGCAUGGAAUAGCCUUAAUUUCUCAGAACAAGAAUAGACUGACGAGUUUCAGAAGAAACUUAUUUGUUUCUGGCCAUUUCAAGCCUGUAAUUGAACCCACAAAUGCUGAUGCUACAGAUACUCAACUUGUCUAAAGAAGGCCAGUUAUAUUGCUUCUGUAAUCAGAAAAAUAGUUUUCAGCUGUGCUAACAUAAUUGAAAAAGGGUUUUCUAAUGAUCAAUUAGCCCUUUAAAAUGAUCAACUUGGAUUAGCUAACACAACGUGCCAUUGGAACACAGGGGUGAUGGUUGCUGAUAAUGGGCCUCUGUAUGCCUAUGUAGAUAUUCCAUUUUAAAAAUCUGCGGUUUUGUCACGCCCUGGCCUUAGUAUUUUGUGUUUUCUUUAUUAUUUUGGUCAGGCCAGGGUUUGACAUGGGUUUAUUUUUAUGUGUCUUGUCUAGGGGUUUAUUAGAUUUAUGGGGUUGUGUUGCAGUAAUUAAAUUCCUCUGUUUUAAUACCCAAUUAAAAUCAAACACUCUGUCAAUUCAUAAGGAUUUGUAUGACCCUUAUUUGUAUAAAAUGGACAGAGCCCAGUCUUAAAGUCAGCCAGCAGCUUUUAUUCACGAGAGUACUGCUCCUUACACAUUUUACCACAGGUUAUAAACUUAAAAUGACGUCAUUAGUUUCAGUACCAGCCCGUGUCAUCUCCGCUCUAGUACAAAGGCUGUAUGGUUCUCACAUCGUCUCUCCCUAUUAAGAUGAUAUAUGACUGAGCUUAGGACAGCUGGUGUAGAUAAGCCUUCUAGCCAGUCUGGCUAUAAGUUCAUUCAUUUCUGCCAUGGUACAGACAGUCAUUGUUCUAAUUCUUGAUUAUAUUUGCACACAUUAUAUUCAGUACUAAGAUGAAAAAGAAAAUUCAUACAUAUACAGUAACAUAAUAGUAUUCUGAUUAGUACAUAUACAGUAACAUAAUAGUAUUCUGAUUAGUCAGUCCUGAUUGAAAUGUAUACAUAAUUAGUCAUCAUUGAUAAAAAUAUUGUAUUUAGUAGAGUUGUCUAGGAAAGUCUAUUGUUGCCUAGAGUGGUUCUCAAUCAGAGGCAGGUGUUUAUCGUUGUCUCUGAUUGGGAACCAUAUUUAGGCAGCCAUAUUCUUUGAAUAUUUCGUGGGUGAUUGUUCCUGUCUCUGUGUUUGUUGCACCAGAUAGGGCUAUUUCGUUUUUUUACGUUUCUUGUUUUGUAUAUUGUUCAUUUUUUUUCUUUCAUUAAAGAUUUAUAAAGAUAA
This is a messenger RNA of Oncorhynchus nerka (sockeye salmon), 7244 nucleotides long. RefSeq names its product Fc receptor-like protein 5. Gene Ontology annotation, molecular function: transmembrane signaling receptor activity. Gene Ontology annotation, cellular component: plasma membrane. The transcript is spliced from 16 exons. The record is from RefSeq and is a predicted model, not a curated record. Gene Ontology annotation, biological process: cell surface receptor signaling pathway. Lineage: Eukaryota; Metazoa; Chordata; Actinopteri; Salmoniformes; Salmonidae. Bases 124 to 2529 code for a protein of 801 amino acids.